AGCAGAACCCAGUGGUGGAGGAGGCCGAAGAUGACCGAGAUAAACCCAAACUGCUGGAGGAGAAGGAGGAGAUGGAGCAGCCCCAGAUCAAGGGGCCCAUGCAGGUGCCCAAGAGGGAGGAGGAGAGAGGAAAAGCAGAGGAGAAAGUGCAGUUGGACCGUCCUGACCAAGGGAUUGCCCUGCCCGUGGGGGAGGCACAUCGCCACGAGCCCCCCGUGCCGCACGACGAGGUGGUGGUGGACAUGGGGCGGGAGCAGGAGGAGUCCCAGGAGGACAAAGCUGCUCCUGGGGGAGCCAAGGAGCAUGUGCUGGGGGAGCCAGCCAGGAUGAACCCCCAGCACGAGGCACCAGACCCCAGGAAAGGGAAGGAGGUGGUUGCUGAGCACCAGCAGCAGGGAGGGACUGCGGAGCCUGUGCGGAACGUGGAGCAGGCCCCGGAGGCAGCAGGACAGCACGAUGGCAAACCACCCUACAAGGAGCUGGAGCCAGGGAAGGCAGAGCUGGAAGCCAAGGCACAAGCUGCUGCACGGGAUGGUGACACUGCUGAGGCUGCAGGUGACCAUGAGAAGUCACAGCUCCAACUCCCCAGGAAAGAAGAGGCUGGGAAGUCCACAGAGAAGGAAGGAGACCCUGGUGAAAAGAAGGAGCUGCCCCUCCCAGACAGAGCAGAACCGCUGGAGAACAGGAAUACUGAGGAGAAACAGGAGAACACAGAGAGCAAACUCGGGGAAGCAGGGCAGGCCAAACUGCUGGACCAUGCUGUGCUGCUGCAGGUGAUCAAGGAGCAGCAGGUACAGCAGAAGCAGCUUCUGGACCAGCAGGCAAAGCUGCUGGCAGUCAUUGAGGAACAGCACAAGGAGAUCCACCAGCAGCGGCAGGAGGAGGGGGCAGAGGAGAAGGCAAAGGCAGUGGAAGUGCAGCCGGAGCCUGCCGUGCCCCUCCCCAGGAGCAGCGAGGACGAGGUCAUCCGGAAAGUGCUGCUGCAGGAGAAUGACAGAGCUGUUAGGAAUCCCCCAGAGAACAGGGAUCUCCUCCACGGCGAUGCCCAGCGCCUUCCACCAGCCAGAAACCACCUGGAGAAGAAGCCUUUGGCAGAGGAUUUGGGAGGAGAUCGUGAAGCCAAAGCUGGAAGAGACAUCCAUGAGCAGAAGAAUUCCCUGAAAGCCGUGGAAUAAAGAGAACAGCCAGGGGCUGCCAAAGUUCAGGGAGGAGCAGGAAGGAGUUUGGAAAGAGACUCAGGAAUAGACCUUAAAGCCAAAGCUCUGAGUCAGGUGGACCUGGCAGUGGCGCCGGACGCUUCCAGUCAUAGGAAUGUGGCAGCACGGGAGCAGCAUGCCAAGGAACAGCACCCGAAGGAACAGCACCUCCAGGAGCAGCGUCCCAAGGAAGUGACAGAUGCCGAGGGAGCUGCAGGCGCGCGGCAGCAGGAUCCACUUGUUCCACGGCCGGACACAGCCCGGGAGGCUCCAGGGGGGCUGCAGGGCAGGCAGGGCCACGGGGCUGGGGGUCCCUCCAAUGGUGCUGACAGGAGAACAGGCCCUGAGGAUGCUCCAGCUCUGAAGCCCCAGGACAGAGCAGCUAUCCAUCAGGAUCCUCAACCAGAGCGCGACGCCAAGCCCAACCGCGACCUGAAGCUGCAGGCAGGCAUGGACCUGCGCCGGAGGAGACGCGACCUGCUGCCUCCCAAGGAGGAAGAGGAGGGGGAGGAGGAGGAGGAGGAAGCAGCAGCACAAGGGGCUGGAGGGGUUCUCAUCGGCCUGAACCCCCUCCCUGAUGUGAAGGUGAACGACCUGCGCAGUGCCCUGGAGACGCGGCUGAGCCAUGUGGCCGAGGGUGCUCAGCACCUGGUGCACAGUCGGCAGAUCAAGCAGGUGACACAGGACAAGACCCCGUGA
Messenger RNA from Acanthisitta chloris (rifleman), 1895 nucleotides. RefSeq names its product putative sodium-coupled neutral amino acid transporter 10. NCBI's taxonomy places the organism in Eukaryota, Metazoa, Chordata, Aves, Passeriformes, Acanthisittidae. The transcript is spliced from 7 exons. The record is from RefSeq and is a predicted model, not a curated record. The annotation marks the transcript as partial.